Paramuricea clavata is the source of this 1252-nucleotide messenger RNA. Lineage: Eukaryota; Metazoa; Cnidaria; Anthozoa; Malacalcyonacea; Plexauridae. The record is from the annotation of a GenBank genome assembly.
AUGGCAACUGCGGGAAAGAUAGAUGUAGCUCCUCUUGCUCCGUUUGAUCCGAUAUCAGAACCGACAUCCUUAAGUCAACGAUGGAAAGUUUGGAAACGCAGAUUCGAAACGUAUUUAGUCGCGGUAAAUGUGAAAGAUAAUGCCCAGAAACGAGCAUUGUUACUUUAUCAAGCCGGUGAGGCAACACAGGAAAUCUUCGAUACACUUUCAGAGACAGGAGAGGACAAUGAUUACAAGACUGCAAUUGAGAAAUUGGACGAAUAUUUUUCCCCGAAGAAAAAUGUGGAUUACGAGAUAUUUCAAUUCCGUCAAGCAAAGCAAAACGCCGAUGAACCAACAGACCACUUUGCAACACGACUUCGCAAACUAGCAGCUCACUGUGAAUUCCACGAUGUAGACCAUGAAAUAAAAUCGGCUAUUAUUCAAAAUUGUCGAUCUAAACAUCUCAGGCGGUAUGCCUUAUGGCAAGAUAAAGUGACUCUCACCGAAUUGUUAUCGAAAGCUAGAACAUUGGAAAAUAGCGAACAGCAAGCCAAGGGCAUUGAAGAACGUUUAGCAUCGACUAAUAUUCAAGACGAAGAAGCAAAUUUUGUAAAUCCCCCAAGAUCUAAUGGACAACAGCGACGACAACACUGUCGCAACUGUGGAUUAUCUUGGCCUCAUCGUGACGCACCUUGCCCUGCUAAAGGACAAACAUGUCGAAAAUGUAAUAAACAAAACCAUUAUGUCCGAGUUUGUCGCAGCAGCGUCCCAUCGACAAGGAAUCCUAUUAAUACAAGACCUAGACCUAUCCGCCCAGACAACAAUCAACACAAUAUUCAACAGGUUGGAUAUCAAGAAGACCACUAUUCGAAUAGCCCUAGUAGCAGCAGCGAUGAUGAGCAUUUAUAUACAUGUGUCGACUCUAAAUCAACAAAAAUGCCUUUGACCAAAGUACAAAUAAACAAUGUACAUGUCAAAAUGAUCAUAGACACUGGGGCAUCAAUUAACUUUAUUGACGAAAAUACAUUCGCCAAUAUCAACAAAUACAAACGUAUCUCAUUAAAACGAACACGUACUAAACUCUUUGCGUAUGGUUCCAAACAACAAUUACCAGUGAUUGGGACAUUCGAAGCCACAAUCGAGACAAAAAAACGAGUGACUGUCUCUACUAUUCAUGUAGUCAGAGGCAAUUAUGGCUCACUGUUAAGUUAUCAAACGGCUACAGAACUAAACCUUAUAAAAGUAAAUGUCAACAAUGUCAAAGUCACCG